Messenger RNA from Prunus armeniaca (apricot), 1227 nucleotides. The record is from the annotation of a GenBank genome assembly. Lineage: Eukaryota; Viridiplantae; Streptophyta; Magnoliopsida; Rosales; Rosaceae.
AUGCUCCAGUUGAAUGUGAGUGAUUUUCUGGAUGAGGGUUUGUGGGAUAUUUCUUGCUUGCAAGAGUGUCUUCCUCCUGAUAUUGUGCUGAUGAUUACUAGUAUUCAUGCUGGCUUCAUUGAUAGUGGUCCUGAUAUGUGCACUUGGAGGUUUACUUCUAAUGGAAAUUUUUCUGUGAAUUCUGCCUAUCAAUUGUUUUGUCCAGUUGAGGCUGGUUCUAAUUGGCAUUGGGAGUUUAUUUGGAGGUUGCGGCUGCCUCCUAAGGUUAAGUCCUUCCUUUGGGUGCUUUGUCACAAAAAACUCCUUACUAAUGCACAAAGGCACCGUAGAGGUAUGGCAGUUUCUACUUCAUGUCCUCGAUGCAUUUAUCCUGUUGAAUCUGUUGAGCAUUUGUUUAAAGGUUGUAGUUCUUCCUUUUUAAUUUGGAACCAGUUUGGUAGUUGGUUUGAGGAAUCCAGUGUUUUGUAUCCUAAUUUUGAUGACUGGCUCUUCCAUAAUCUGCAUUCCAAGAGAUCUUUUUUGACUGGUUUGGCUUGGAAUUUGGUGUUUGCUGUUAGCCUUUGGUUUAUCUGGAAAUGGCGAUGUAAGUUUGUUUUUGAACAUGGUUUUUUGCUUCCCUCUGAGCUGCAACAGGUGAUUCUGCAGUAUGCUAAGGAUUGGUUUACAACCACUAAGCCUAUCUCUGUUCCUCUUCAGCAGGGUGUAGUUUAUCUUCAUUGGCAAGCCCCUUUGCCAGGGAGGUGUAAGGUUAAUACUGAUGGUAGUUGUAAGCAUGCUCUUGGGUACAUUGGAGCUGGGGGUCUGUUAAGAGAUCAUGCUGGUAAUUGGCUUAAAGGUUUUUCUGUUAAUUUGGGUGUUGGGUCAGUGAUUGAGGCUGAGUUAUGGGGAAUUUUUUGGGGGCUCCAUUUAGCUUGGGAAGCUGGGUUUCGUGGUGUGGAGGUUGAAUGUGACUCUAAGUCUGUUGUGGGUUUGUUGCUGAAUCCUCCUAGUCAUACCCAUCCUCUUUUUAGCAUUAUCAAUUGCUGCUAUGUGCUGACUCUGAAGGACUGGUGCUGUUCUGUCAAGCACAUUUUUCGUGAGCAGAAUUUUGUUGCUGAUUCUUUGGCUUCUAUGAGCCAUGAUCUUCCCUUGGGUUUGCAUAUUUUGGAUUCAGCUCCUAGUGUGGUUGUUGAUCUUCUUGCUGCUGAUGCCAGAAGCUUGGCUCGUCCAAGGAUGAUUGUUGUGUAA